This is a messenger RNA of Scutellospora calospora, 524 nucleotides long. The record is from the annotation of a GenBank genome assembly. NCBI's taxonomy places the organism in Eukaryota, Fungi, Glomeromycota, Glomeromycetes, Diversisporales, Gigasporaceae.
CUUUGUAUCAAGAAUAUUCUGAUUUUAAAACAAAGCUUGAAAAAGUAACAAAUCAUGAACAAAGAUAUAAAAAUUAUAUUACUAUGUUAAAUAAUUUGUCAAAAAAUGAAUUAAUGAUUGAAAAAGUUUUAGAUAAAGUUUAUGCAUUAUGUGUAUUAUUUAAUUCAUCUAAAAAUAUAUAUGUUAUAUUACGUUAUGAAAUACCUUUUGCUAUAGAAGAAAAUUCUAAAAUAUUUCCAAAUAGUAAAACAGAAGAUAUUUAUAGAACUGCUGUUUAUAUUGCUGAUAUUAGAGAUGUUACUCCUCAGUAUAUAGAAUCUGAAAAAAAUAGUAAUUGUCCUAAAGAAGAAAUUAUUAAUGAAGUUAUUGAAAAUUGUGAAGUUGUAGAAAAUUGUGAAGUUGAAGAAAAUUGUGAUAUGAUACAUUGUAACAGUAUAAAUUGUGAUGAUAUUAACAAUAAUAGUAUUAAUUAUACAACUAUUAAUACUGAAGAUGAGGAAAUUGAAGAAGAAAUUCUUAAAAUA